AUGGCGGCAACCAGUGGAAGCGAAAUUUACAAAUGGCCUACAGAGAAGACCUUUGGCCUCAUCCGCUUUAGGGUAGCAAAUGAUGGCAAAUUUUUAAAGACAAAAUUCACCACCAAAAGCUUGUGGGUGCAAGCAGUGAAAGAGCUGGGCCUGGAGGGUGUAAUCACCCACAAGCAGGCCAGCAAGAAACAAGCUCAGGAGGACCCCACAGCCCUGUUAAUGGCCAUUGUCACACCACAGCCUGAAACCCCCAGAGAAGACCUUCCUCAGUCUGCCCCAGCCUCUUCAACCAAUCCUCCCACUACACCGCCUGUCAGUCCAACCACAGCCUCUUCAAACAAUCCUCCCACUCCAACCACAACCUCUUCGACCAAUCCAACUACACCAUCCACCACAGCCUCUUCCAUCAUUCCAGCUACUCCAUCCACCACCCUGUCUACCACGCCAAACCCAUCGCCAAGGAAGAGGAAGAAGAAUGCUAACCAGCAAAUUCUGGACUUCCUCAAAACCGAAUCCGUUAAUGAACAGAGAAGGCAUACGGAAUCCGAAGACAAAACUGAAAGGUUUAUAAACUUUUUUGAAAGAUUUGUGGACAAAAUGCCUGACAAAUAG
Molecule: messenger RNA, 612 nt
Organism: Knipowitschia caucasica
Lineage: Eukaryota; Metazoa; Chordata; Actinopteri; Gobiiformes; Gobiidae
Source: the annotation of a GenBank genome assembly